CAAAGAACGACACAAGGACAUAAAUCCUUUGUCCCGUUACAUCUUCUUGGUACUCAAAUGUCAAUGUUGGCCAGUUUUGAAUUGGCACUCGAACAAUAUGGUUCUUACAAUUGUUGUGUGCAUAUCCACCAUUCUGGUCUUUGAUGUAUCUUGUCUACCCAAUGGGGCCCAUCCCAAUGCUUGUGUGGAUAUGGUACCCGGUCAUAUCCCCAAUCAGGCUACUGGACCUGCUCCGUUCCAAAUUCGAGCCAUGCCCAUGAAUAAUGGCCAAGUUAUGGUUCAUGUGAAUGCCACCUCUGACGUGGAUUUCAAGGGUUUUAUGAUUAUGGCCAAGGACGAGUCAAGCCAAGAGCGCGGUCAUGGCUACUUCAUUGCUACGCCAGAUUCGAAAAAGAUCGCUCGUCACAUGAAUUGUGAGGGCUUCCCAAAGAGCUGCAACGAUCCGGCAGCGUGUCAAGGCACGGCUAAUGCUCUCACUCAUUCGAGUAACGAAUUCAAAAAGAGCGUGACAGCCGUUUGGACCCCGCCAACUCAAAUGUCAGGGCAUGAUAUUAUCUUCGUGGCCACAGUUGUGGUCAAGUUCGACACCUGGUAUGAAGGCCUCGCCUCAAAUUCCGUUCUUGUUUAAUUAACGAGCUUAAAUAUUUAAUAAAAGUGUUUAUAUAUUCCACUGA
This is a messenger RNA of Tigriopus californicus, 674 nucleotides long. RefSeq names its product putative defense protein Hdd11-like. The record is from RefSeq and is a predicted model, not a curated record. Gene Ontology annotation, molecular function: oxidoreductase activity, acting on metal ions. The coding region runs from base 98 to 628 and encodes 176 amino acids. The transcript has 2 exons. Lineage: Eukaryota; Metazoa; Arthropoda; Copepoda; Harpacticoida; Harpacticidae.